AAACGGGAGGAGCUCGUGAGUGUUAGUGGACCAUGACUCAUGGUAGCUAGAUUAGUAAUGUUAUCAGUGAAAUAUACUAACACUAACAGUGAGGUUUGGACUGAGUAGGUAUAAACUACUCCUACCAGAGAACCGGUCGAGACGAGACCAGUCAAACAAAAGUCAGGGCAUAGACUGUGUUUAGAGUUCAGGAGUUAGUUUUUUUAGGGAAUUAGCGACAAAGGUGUCUUUAAAAUCUUGUUUAUGUAUAAACAAAGUGUUUUUAUUUUCCAGCUUUUUGUAUGCUGUAUUGUUAGAUCAUAAUUAAUGAUAUAUAGGCUAUUAGACGUUGGGCAGAGUAUGAUAAGCGGAUCCGGUUUUUAUUUUUUAUAGUAAAUUGGAAGCUCAUAAUAUAAAACUAAAUGUUAAAGUUGUCCAACAAAUAAGUAGGUCUGGGGUUUUGGAAAUAAUUGAGAUUGGUGCUAAGGUGAAAUAGCAAGAGGUCAUAUCAUCAAAGUACACUGUAUGCCAAUAUGUUUACUACUAACAUUCCUCCCAGAAAAGUAAGGAGAAUGAUGAAGAAACAACGGAUGUUGGAGGAAAAGAUAAAAAACGCUAAACAAAGCUUUUCUCACUCAGGACCAUCUGGAUCUGGAUUUAUGAAACCUGAAAUUUCUUGUAAUUUUGGAUCAGUGCCCUCUAUAGGAGCAUCCUUGAAUUCACUGGUUCAGACAACACCAGGAGUACAGACUACAAGGUUUGGGCCCGUCAUUCACCAAUCGACAGAAAUAAAACCAUCUUUAACUGAACAGUUCAAAUCUACAUUUCCUGCAUUUCAAAGUUCAACGCCGUCAACAAGCAGUUUACCUCAAAACAAUAAAGAAGAUAAACAAAUUACUGUGGAUCCUAACCCAUCUGAAAGUUUUACAAAUAUUCAAAACGUUGAAAUUAACGGAAUAAACCCCAAGAGUCCAUUUCCUAAACUUUUAAUUUUUAAAGGCUGUGCAAAACAAUACUGUGGAGGUGUACAGUUUUUAAGAAAGAGCUUCUAUUAUUCUAUAUAUGGACCACUUACAUGUUUGAAGGAACAAUGUGGAGAUGUAGUCAAAGCAAGACUCUGGGUUGCUGGGAAUUGUGUGCGUGAAGGCCAAGGUUACACAAGCAUAGAAGCAGAAUUGGAUGCAAUGUACAAGCUCUUUCAGGAGCUGCGAACCACCAACUAUUAUAUUGAGCUUAAGGACAGUUAUAUGCCAGGAAAAAAAAAGACGUUUCCACCGUUUCUAAGCAAUGUUGAUCCAUCUCUGAGCCAUAUUUACAAGGUUGUUUGUCUACGGAAGCGGGAUGGAAGUACUUUUGUACAUAAUAUACAAGGGGCAGUGGACUAUGUUUCUUCAGCUAGGGAAUUGCUCGACUAUAUAAAGAAUCACGGAAACACUGGUUCUAAGGCAGAUCUCUUCAUAUUUAAUGUCGACAAAUCACAACGUACUGAAAUAUACCGGUAAGUACUUAAUUUGUAAAAAUAUACAUAUGA
This is a messenger RNA of Homalodisca vitripennis (glassy-winged sharpshooter), 1510 nucleotides long. RefSeq lists its product as uncharacterized. The record is from RefSeq and is a predicted model, not a curated record. Lineage: Eukaryota; Metazoa; Arthropoda; Insecta; Hemiptera; Cicadellidae. Bases 513 to 1481 code for a protein of 322 amino acids. The transcript is spliced from 7 exons.